GCAAUGUCGUUUCUCUUUGGACGAAUUCACCAUUUUCACUCUCUCUUUCUCCGCUGAAAACUACAGACCUUCACACCCAUCGCUUUCUCUCUCUACAUAUAUCAAGUACAAACUCUCUCUCUCUCUCUAUAUAGAUAUAGAUAUAUCACUAUAUCUAUCUGAGCAGUAAGUAGUUAAGCUGCUCCACUCCUUCAACUACUCCUCUCUUACUUUCUCUCUCAUCAUUCCUUCAUUUAUUACUAUAUUUAUUGUUUUACUUCUCUCUCGCAUUCAAUUUCAGAAUACUUUUAUUUUAGUGUGAGACAGAGUGGACUGUGGAGAGAGAAAGUAGAGAGAAGUGUGAAACGGAACGAUGCCGUUAGUGAGAACUGCGGCAAGGAAUGUGUACGGAUUGGGAACGCCGGAAUUGUACCGGGACGCCGAUAAAGAGGAUCCCAAGGUCGUUCUUGACGGUGUUGCUGUCGCUGGACUCGUCGGGAUCUUGCGUCAGCUCGGCGAUCUCGCUGAAUUUGCGGCAGAAGUGUUUCAUGGCUUACAAGAGCAAGUGAUGGUUACAUCCUCGAGAAGCAACAGGUUGGUUGCUCGUGUGCAAAAAAUUGAAGCUGCACUUCCUCCACUUGAGAAAUCAGUAUUGGCACAGCGGAGUCAUUUACACUUUGCUUAUACAGCUGGAUCAAAUUGGCAUGCCCGUAUCCGUACUGAACAAAAUCAUUUUAUAUACAAUGACUUGCCAAGAUUUAUCAUGGAUUCAUAUGAGGAAUGUCGUGGGCCGCCACGCUUGCAUUUGCUUGACAAAUUUGACCCUGGUGGACCUGGAUCUUGCUUGAAAAGGUAUUCAGAUCCAACCUUCUUUAAGAGAGCAUCAGUUGGGUCUGAUGAAGAAUAUAUUGAAAAAGUCCUAAAAGAAAAGAAGGGUCGAAAGAUUAAGAAGAAACGAUCAUGGAGGAGGAAUGGAGAAGUCUCUCGUAGUGCAUCUAUGCCCAAUUAUGGUAGUAGAAUGCCAUUUUCUUCCAGAAAUCUGGAUAGGCGACCUUCCCUGGUUCAUAGUUUCUGCACAUAUGACACCACCCUGAAAUCUGACUUAGAUUCGAGACAUGGGUCGGGGCAGCGGGAAUUUGUUUCACAGCCAAGAUACUCAAUUCAACCUGAAGAUGGCAAAUCUGAGACUAUCUCGUCUCCACUAAAAAUGCAGCAUAACCAAUCUUUUGAUUGUUCUUUUCUUGAAGAAAAGAGUGAUCAUGCUUACAAUGAUAAUGGAAAAGAUUUGUCACACGAGCUAACUGACCUUGUUUCAACGUCCGUUGCUUGGAAUUUGAAGAUGCAACCUGACACACAAGAGCCUAAAGGAUCCUUUGAUUCGACAUCGCAGCUACAUCUUAACAAUAUGCUUGAUCACGCUUUUCCUGAGGAAAGAAGUGAAGUUGUUUAUGAUGACAUUGAUAAUAGUGUAUCAGAAGAGCAAGCUGGCCACUGCACAUCUUCUGUUACUUGGAAUGAUAAAACAGGAUGUGAGAAACAAGAGUCUAGAGAAUCCUUCUCUUCUCCAUCCCAGAUUCAGCAUGAUGCUUUGCUCGAUUGUGCUUCCCCUGAUCGGAAAGGUGAUGAUGAGUACAGUGAUAUGGGGAAUAGCUUAACAGAUGAACAAAUUGGGCGUAACUCAUUGUCUGUUGCUUGCAGUGGUAAGAUGAGAACUGCAGAAGUAGCGUCUAAGGAAGUCUUCUACUCUCCAUUGCAGAUGAAUCCAAAUGCUUCAGUAGAAGAUGCUUCUCCUGAUGAAAAGCUCUGGGUCAUAUCUGAUGAAGAGAGUAACAAUUUUCGACAAGAGGAAGUUGUUCCUAAUUUGUCUUUCUUAACUAGCAGUGUUAAGAAUGAAACGUUGGAUCCUAUAAUUCUGAAGUAUGAUAAUGAUGAGAGUUUGGAAACAGGUCAAGAAAAUCUACUCCUAGAUACUCGUGUAUUGGAUUUUGCUGUAACUGAAAACAUUGAACAACAAAGUUCUGAGCCUGAGGUUGAAAUUAUACCAAGGUCAACUUCUUAUGAAAGCCAGUUUGAUGACAUUGAAAGUGAAACUGACAAUUUUAUGGAUGCACUAAACACCAUUGAGUCAGAGUCUGAAACUGAUUUAGAUUGUCAAAGAAAACGAGCAGUGGAGCUGGAAUCUAGUCUGAAGACUGCAUCAGCCCCGAAUGGAACCCUUGGAAUUAGAGCAGAACUUUCUGAUCGGAAUUUGUCUACUAAUACACCUGAAGUCGCAGCUAGAAAUUCCCCUGAAAACAGUGGUUUUGGUGGUAAUAUCAACUUUGCGUCUGCUGACUCUGACCCUGGAGCUUUCUCUUCCUCUGGCAAAGUAAAAUGUGAGGAAAUUCCAGAGAAUAUCUCUUCAGAGUGUGGUGAGUUUUUAUCGUCUCCUCAGAUAGCUAGAACUGCUUUUAAACCAGACAGUUCUCUCGGUGUCCCUUCAAGUGAAAGAUCCAAUAUUCUGGAAGCAUCACAAGUAGAACCACUUGUUAGUAAUCAUAUCACCUCUAGCCCUAGGGGAACUGGUUCAGGAUUGCCAAUGGCCAACAAGAUCCUGUGUGGUCCUUCUGACUCUGAAAAGCCCCCACCCCAGCUUCUGGGCACUCCUCCAGUCAAAUUCUGGACAAAUGGUGGCUUGCUCGGGCUUGAGCCCUCAAAGCCGCCAGAUGGUGUAAUAAAUACUGUUAGUCAAGUUUAUGAAGCUAAUCAAAAUGAGGUAGUCGGUACAUCAAGACAAGAACCUGUUCCUGUCAGUCAGAAACAUGCAGGAAAACAAGAUAUUGUGCAGAAUAGGUCAAGAGAUAAAGCUGAUUGCCAAAAUUCUGCUCAAGCAGUUGGCAUUUCUAUUAAGAACAUAUCUUCAAGAUUUUCAACCAAAGAUUUAGAUGUCAAGCUUGAGGAGUCAAGUAACUUAUACCAGCAAAAUUGCACUGAUAAGCCCCUACAGAGUUGUUUAAGUGGAUCUGGUAUACUGACAUCUAGCACAGUGGGUCCGGUGAGUCUGGAAUCCCAAACUAUUGGAGUUGGUCAGGAGAAUGGAAAGAAUUCAUCACGUAUUCUUGAACUAGGUAAUCGACUGCUUACUAAUGGAUUUCACGGGAAACUCUCACUUGGUUGGAAUGAUAACACUGAUUCAGUCAGUUCCUUGAACACUGGAAUUAAUGAGCCAAUGAAUGAUUACCAACAUUUUGUGGGUAGAACAUUUUCCGGUAGAAUUAAAGACUUCCCAGGAAGUGGAACCUCGUUUACAUCACCUUCUUCGUCUCCCCCACUUGGACAUAUGAAGAUCUCAUUCCAACCGAUAGAUGGCAUUGAGGCUUCGAAACUGAAACUCAGAUUUCCUGAUAGGAAUAACAUCCACGAAAACAAUGGAGAUAUCUUUCCUUCAUUUCAGCUGGUACCGGAGCCUUCGAUUCCUCUGCAAGAAGCUGGUUCAGACUCGGAUGAUGACACAUUUUCCAGAUCAUCUCCCGAUCUGUCAGAUGAUUAUCUUAGCCAUCAGUCAGAGUCAAACUCUGAACAGUGGGAAUCUGGUAACUCUCCUAGUUUAAAGGACCAAGAAGUAUACGAUGCUUUGCAAAGAAUAUCGUUAACUGAAUCAACUUCAACAUCUUUGGAGAAUGGCCGGACAUCUCAGCAGGAGUUGCGCCCCUGCAGUGGACGUCAUAUUCCUUUUGCAGAAUACUCUCUGGAGGAUUGUCAGUCUGAUAAUUUAUUUGAUCUUCCAGUUCUGGAUACCCAGCAUUCCUCAUUCAAGCAUGGAGCUGGUAAUGCUCUGACUGCAAGAGAUCUAGAGCCAUUGUCUGCUAAGCAGUCUACGUUGCCUCCUCCUCCUCUCCCUCCAAUACAGUGGCAGAGUACACAAUCACAUUUAGAUGACGAACAAGAUUAUCUAGAGAAUUCCUCUGAAAACCAUCAUGUGUUUGAUCACAAGGAGCUGGGAUCUACUAUUUCACAUCAACCUAAGCCUCCUCCAUUUAAGCAACACCAAGUUAUUGAAGCUGCAUUUACAUUGAAAAGCAAGCAGCCAGACUCGAUAGACACAACUGGGCGGAAACUCGUUGAUCAUGCUAAAAAUAGCAGAGGAAUCAAUGAAAAGGAAGACUUCCUGCACCAGAUUAGAGCAAAAUCAUUCAAUCUCAGACGAACUGCUCCAGCAAAACAAGCGGGAACUUCAGGGCCUCCAGCAAGCGUCAAGGUCACUGCAAUUUUGGAGAGGGCCAAUGCAAUCCGUCAGGCAGUUGGAAGUGAUGAUGGAGAAGAUAACUGGAGUGACACUUGAAUUCUUAUCCAACCAUGUUGACAUUAGUCUAUCAAACCCAACCAUGUAUAAUUUUGCUUCUGGAGUUAGGUGAGAGGGUGUUAUAAAUAUGUAAAUAACUAGUUAUUUUCUGUAAUUAUUCUUAGGUCCUGUUGUUGUAUCUCGAUUAGCUUUUUCCCUUAGGUAGCUUUCAACCUGUUUCUGUAAACAUUGUGCUCUAGUAUGAUCCAGCAACAUUUUCUUGAUUACCGAGGCAUCAUUUAUGCAUAAGCCUUUUUCAACAUUU
Messenger RNA from Nicotiana tabacum (common tobacco), 4565 nucleotides. NCBI's taxonomy places the organism in Eukaryota, Viridiplantae, Streptophyta, Magnoliopsida, Solanales, Solanaceae. The record is from RefSeq and is a predicted model, not a curated record.